Oryza sativa Japonica Group (Japanese rice) is the source of this 1935-nucleotide messenger RNA. Its product is annotated as protein RETICULATA-RELATED 1, chloroplastic. Gene Ontology annotation, biological process: plant organ development. NCBI's taxonomy places the organism in Eukaryota, Viridiplantae, Streptophyta, Magnoliopsida, Poales, Poaceae. Gene Ontology annotation, cellular component: chloroplast inner membrane. The record is from RefSeq and is a predicted model, not a curated record.
AAACCUCACGAUCCGCACGCACGCACGCUCCCCUCCUCCUUCGCGCCGCGCCGCCGCCACUCGCCACCAAUCCCCCUCCUCCACCAACCCCUCCACGCCUCACCUCCUCGCGCUCAAAUCCCCCACGAUAAAUCGAACCUAAUCAUUCACCGGAUUUUGUUCGGAGUUUUCCGCGAUCCGUCGCCUCCUCGUCGAGCCGCAAUCAGUGGUGCGUGGGUGGGCGAGCAUGAGCAUGGCGUUCUCGUGCGCGGGCGCGCGGCUGCAGCAGGGGCGGGUCGGCGUGGGGAAAUGCCGGGGUGGUGGUGGUGGUGGCGGUGGCGCCGCGGUGGUGAGGCGGAGCGGCUGCUGCCUCUACCCGGGCGGGAGGAGGGGGCUGGGGGUUAGGGGGAUCCGCGCCGAGCUGCCGCCGCGGGCCUGCGCGGAUGGGGGCGGCGGCGCCACCACCUCCGGUUCGACCGUCGCCGUGCCUGAUGCUGGGGAGGUUGCUGACCACGUGAAGGAGGUCGGCGCGGUUGCACCUCCGAGCGUGCUCCCGAAGGGGGAGCGUGGCGAGGUGGCUGAUGUUGACGGCUCGGGUGGGAAUGGGAAGUUACCCUCCAGUGGCGGCGGCGGAGAUGGGGAUAAUGGUGGUGGCGGCGGUGGUGGUGAUGGUGGGGACGGUGGGGAUGAAGGGGAUGAUGAGUUUGGGCCGAUCCUGAGUUUUGAUCAGGUGGUCCAGGAGGUGGAGAAGCGAGGGGUCAGCUUGCCCAGCUUGCCCGCGGAUAUGAUUGAGGCCGCAAAGAGCGUCGGGAUUCAGAAGCUACUGCUGCUGAGAUACUUGGACAUGCAGGCAUCGGCUUGGCCGUUGGGUCCAGCCAUUAGGUCCUGCUCACUUCUCCGGAACAGGAUGCUAGUUGACCCUUCAUUUCUCUUUAAAAUCGGGACUGAGAUAGUCAUUGACACAUGUUGCGCGACAUUCGCGGAGGUACAGAAGAGAGGGGAGGAGUUUUGGUCGGAGUUCGAGUUGUAUGCGGCGGAUAUGUUGGUAGGCGUAGUUGUUAAUGUAGCUUUAGUUGGGAUGUUGGCGCCAUAUGCUCGAUUUGGUGGGGGAUCUGCAUCUCCAGGUCUUCUUGGGCGUGUUAGGCAUGCUUAUGACUCUCUCCCAAGCAGCGUGUUUGAAGCUGAAAGGCCAGGAUAUAGUUUUUCCAUUCAACAACGGAUAGGAACAUACUUUUUUAAGGGUAUUUUAUAUGGUACAGUUGGAUUCUUUUGUGGUCUUGUGGGUCAAGGAAUUGCGAACUUGAUAAUGACUGCCAAAAGGAGUGUAAAGAAGUCAGAUGAUGAUGUACCUGUCCCACCUCUGCUCAAAACUUCUGCAUUGUGGGGUGCAUUCCUUGGUGUGUCUUCCAACACCCGUUAUCAGAUUAUUAAUGGGCUUGAGCGUGUGGUUGAGGCUUCACCUGUUGCCAAGCGUGUCCCAGCUGUUUCUCUGGCAUUCACUGUCGGUGUGCGCUUUGCAAAUAACAUUUAUGGAGGAAUGCAGUUUGUGGACUGGGCUAGAAUGACCGGUUGUCAAUGAGGUGAAGGCAUUCUUAUUUUCAUGGUGAGUUAUCAUUCACAGCGAUGUGGAGUGUUGCCAGCCAUAGACUCCCAAAAUUUGUCGAAUUUGCUCCGUCUCUAUUUAAAGAUGUGAUGCUAUUACCAAUAAUUGCAUUGCUGCAGAGCUCCAAAAUAAAUGAGGUCGUAUGUUCUGUUUAGAAUGCAACAGGAUUCAUUGUAAAAUCAGGAAAGUUUCAGCAUGUCAUAGUGCUUAGCCUUCCAUAUGCGCAAAUCAGUAGCUCCAAGAUUUAGAAGAUUGGAUGUAUAUUGAAUUCGGUUGUUUCUCUUGUCGAAUAAAUUCGGUCAUCUUGGUUUGGGCUAAUCAAGUCCGAGUCCUGUGCUGGUUUUACAUUGCUU